UUCCCAGAUCCUCGCAGCGCCUUCCUUCCUCCUUCCCCUAAUCCACAUCUUCCUUCUCCCAGCAUCUCCCUUCCACCAUCCCCUCACCGAAGGCAAGCACAGCCCCGUCGAGUCUACGACGCCUAGGCCGACAUCGAACCCUUUGCGGGUACCACGCUGGGCCGCCGAGGGGUCUCCAUCCACCGGUCGACGGGGAGCAGCACCAUGGAGGACGCACGGCCGAACGGUGCGACGGCCUUCACUUCCCGAGCAUUGGCAGACGGGGUCUACGGCGCCAACGGGAUGUCUUCCCGUUCAGAGCGACCGGUGCCCAUGUCGCUGCAAGGCGCUUGCCGCCUCGAUGACUGGCUCGUCCAUAUAAGCAGCGAGGCCCCUAGUAUAGGAAGGCAUGGAAGGUGCUGCUCCGAUGAGGAGAAACUGCUGCUACAGGACGUUCUCCUCCUCUCCUACCCCCACACGUGGCAUUGGUGCCCCAUCAUCGAGUGCACGGAUGCAACAACAGCAACAAGAUCAUGGCCAUGCGUAUCAUCAAUCACACCAUGGAGAUCAUCCAUCUCCUCACCGAUGCUAACUCAAUCCAGAUCACCGCCGAUGUUAUCAUCCACAUUGCAUGAAGUGCAGUUUGCAUUAGGCUGCUCCUGCUUGACGGCAGCCUGGUCCAGCGUCACUUAACCGUUGUGACCUAGCUGGUUUGGUUUAGCUUCGAGCUGCGCACCGCGGAGUGGGAGGCAGACACGCUCAUGAACAUCAAGGCCGGAUCAAGUACGAUGGUGAAACUAUAGAUUGAGUCACAACUUAAAUCAAUAGUGGAUGCUUUUAGUACAUGUACUCGUGCUUAUGCUUUAGACAUUUACACUUGUAAAACUGUUCUGAUCCCUGAGUUACAUGCUUGUUGACACAGUAUUAUCUCAAGUUAGUUUGGCGAUAGUUAUUUUUAACAAUGGGGCUAGAAUAAUUGUAUGGCGUAUGUUAUGUUGGGCUCAUUAACUAGAACUAUUUUUUUU
Molecule: messenger RNA, 1004 nt
Organism: Triticum urartu
Lineage: Eukaryota; Viridiplantae; Streptophyta; Magnoliopsida; Poales; Poaceae
Source: RefSeq, a predicted model, not a curated record